This is a messenger RNA of Dendrobium catenatum, 1598 nucleotides long. RefSeq names its product ribosomal RNA large subunit methyltransferase I. Gene Ontology annotation, molecular function: RNA binding; methyltransferase activity. The record is from RefSeq and is a predicted model, not a curated record. NCBI's taxonomy places the organism in Eukaryota, Viridiplantae, Streptophyta, Magnoliopsida, Asparagales, Orchidaceae. The transcript has 8 exons. The coding region runs from base 322 to 1485 and encodes 387 amino acids.
UAUCACUUUGUGUUGUCCACACUCAGCUUACUUACUGUGGCGAUCAAUUUAAGUCGGUUACCAGCUUGUAAAUGUAUGAACUGUUUAUAUUAAUUUGUUUCAAGAAAGCACAUUGACAGUGAAAACUGAGAAGGCAACGAGCAUACAAGCUCAGCCUGCAUUUUGUUUGAUUAUUUGCCUGUGAGGACUAGGGGAAGACAUGAGCCGCUCACUCGAAAGCUUUCGGCUUUCCACUCUGAAUGCUGGAAGAUUUAGGAAAAAUGUUUGGCAAAAGUAAUAUUGAAGAAGGGGAAGACCCAGCUUUUCAAAGAUGGAAGUCCCAUGGUUUACAGCGGCGCUGUUGACAGAAUAAUUGGCCGACCACCACCAAUAACUGGAGAUGUUGUGUUGGUCUCUGAUGGAUCUGAGAAACCGAUUGGAUGGGGUCUAUACAAUUCGACAUCCAUGUUCUGCGUUCGCCUUAUGCAGCUAGAAGACGAGGCAAUAAGGGAUGCAUCUUGUGCAUUAGAUGUGGAAAAACUGCUUGAAAGAAGGUUAGAUGAUGCCCUUAAAUUAAGGAGGAGUUUAGGGCUUCCAUCAGCUGAUACAAAUGCUUAUCGUCUUGUCAAUAGCGAAGGGGACAGAUUGUCUGGCUUAAUUGUUGAUGUUUUUGGUGAUAUUGCUGUUGUAGCUUCAUCUGCUGCUUGGGUUGAGAAAUACAGACCUGCCGUAGAAUCAUCCAUUGGUAGGAUUAAUGCAAUAUCUCAUAUUAAUUGGAGGCCAUCUAUUGACAUAUUAAAAGAAGAAGGAUUGAAUGUGUCAAAUCUCAAGAACUUCAAGGCAUGUUCUCAUUUGGAAAAAGUUAAGGUAAUUGAAAAUGGCAUAUUCUACACAGUUUCACUGGAGGGCCAGAAAACUGGGUUUUAUGCAGAUCAACGUGAGAACCGCUGCCUCAUACAUUCCAUCUCAAAGGGUCUGAGGGUACUUGAUGUUUGUUGCUACAGUGGUGGUUUUGCUCUAAAUGCAGCAGCAGGGGGUGCUGAUGAUGUCAUUGGCAUUGAUUCUUCCUUGCCUGCCUUGGAACUUGCAAAAGAAAAUGCUCAAUUAAAUAAUUUUGAUCCAGGCAGAGUCUCGUUUUUGAAAGAAGAUGCUGUAGAAUUUAUGAAAAAGGCUGUAUCCCAAAAUGAAAUGUGGGAUUUAGUUAUUUUGGAUCCUCCAAAACUAGCACCUCGACGAAAGGUUCUGCAAAGUGCAUCUGGCAUGUAUAGGAGUCUGAAUUCGCUAGCAAUGCAAAUCACUAAAAGAGGUGGUCUUCUCAUGACAUGUUCUUGUUCUGGAGCUAUGACUCAAAGUGGUUUAUUUCUACGAACCCUUCAGGGAGCUGCAACAAUGGCGGGCAGAAAGAUAACAGUGCUACGCCAUGCAGGAGCAGCUUGUGAUCAUCCAAUCGAUCCAUCAUACCCAGAAGGAGCAUACCUCACCAAUUACUUGCUGAGAGUACUAUGAAAGGUUCCUAACGCAUUCCUUAGAGAGAAUUUUGUAUAAAACUCCCUAUAAUUCUAGUUUUGUUGAUGACAUUUAUUUUAUACAAGGAGAAUCACUUUUCCUUCUUUUAUAAA